Molecule: messenger RNA, 1054 nt
Organism: Trifolium pratense (red clover)
Lineage: Eukaryota; Viridiplantae; Streptophyta; Magnoliopsida; Fabales; Fabaceae
Product: 60S ribosomal protein L7-2-like
Exons: 7
Coding region: 140-874 (244 amino acids)
Biological process (GO): maturation of LSU-rRNA from tricistronic rRNA transcript (SSU-rRNA, 5.8S rRNA, LSU-rRNA)
Cellular component (GO): cytosolic large ribosomal subunit
Molecular function (GO): RNA binding; structural constituent of ribosome
Source: RefSeq, a predicted model, not a curated record
AAAAGCCCAAUACAAAACCCAAAAGCCCACAAACCCACAACACAAAUCCAUAAGAAUAAGAAAACCCUAAAACCAUAAAUCACACUCCAAUUUCAUUCCGCAUUCAUCUUCCUCCGCCGUUCACCAUCACAACAACCAAAUGGCCAAAGAGGAAGUGAAAACCGUUGUUCCUGAAUCCGUUUUGAAGAAGCAGAAAAGGAAUGAAGAAUGGGCUUUGGUGAAGAAACAGGAACAAGCAGUAGCCAAGAAGAAGAGAUCUGAAACAAGGAAACUCAGUUGGAGUAGAGCUAAACAGUAUGAUAAGGAAUAUCAUGAUCAGCAAAAGGAGUUGAUUAGCUUGAAACGUGAAGCUAAGCUUAAGGGUGGAUUUUAUGUUAAUCCUGAAGCUAAGCUUUUGUUCAUUGUCAGGAUCAGAGGUAUCAAUGGUAUGGACCCAAAAUCAAGGAAGAUUUUGCAGCUGUUGCGUUUGAGACAGGUCUUCAAUGGUGUGUUUCUCAAAGUUAACAAAGCCACUGUGAACAUGCUUCACAGGGUAGAGCCUUAUGUUACAUACGGGUAUCCUAAUCUGAAGAGUGUCCGGGAAUUGAUCUACAAGAGAGGCUAUGGAAAGGUUGAUAGGCAGAGAAUUCCUUUGACCGACAACUCUAUCAUUGAACAGGUUCUUGGGAAACACGACAUUAUUUGCAUUGAAGAUCUGAUUCAUGAGAUCUUGACCGUUGGACCUCACUUCAGAGAGGCAAACAACUUUCUAUGGCCUUUCAAGCUGAAAGCUCCUUUGGGUGGUUUGAAGAAGAAGAGAAACCAUUACGUUGAAGGCGGCGACGCUGGAAACAGGGAGGACAAAAUCAAUGAACUCAUUAGAAGGAUGAAUUAGGUUUUUGAAUAUCGGAGUUGUUUAAGAUUAUUUAUCCAGCUUAAGACAUUGUAUUUGUUAAUUCCAGUUUUGUUUUACAAGAUUUUUAUGGUGCUAUUUUGAAUGGUGAACUUAUCCGAGAUAUUUAGUUCACUGGCUGCAUUGCAGUGAAAGGUUUUAAUUAUUCAGUUUUGUUGCUUA